AUGUCGGAGCUUGAUUAUGCGACAGAUGAGGAUGUGGAGGAUGGCAAUACCUUUUCCUUUUGGCCUCCGGACGCGCUGGUAGCGCCCUUUCGUGCCCUUGUUUCGAAACAAGCACAGAAAGCUUAUCUGGGAACUCUCUUAUUCGCGAUAACUGCUGUAUGCAUGUUCUUUGUUUCGUCGGUUGCAUAUGGGAUAUUUUACUAUUGGUUCAUCCCGCAAAUUGGGCUUGCGCGACAGGUGCAUCUACAGUUUGGUGAUGACCAGCCCUGGGGUACCGCUUCCCUUGGGUCGGAGUUGGUCUCAGCGCAAGCAUACGAUGUCGCCGUGAAACUCGAAAUGCCGCGGACACCCUCCAACCUCGCUGCCGGAAACUUUAUGCUAGAUCUAUCUCUCUUUUCUCGCCCUUCGACGUCCACCACCACUGGCCAGAACACGUCCUCGAAUCGGAUUGUGCACUCGCGACGCCCGGCUAUACUGACGUAUACGUCGCCUAUGGUGGAUACCGCCAGCAAGAUCUCUUUCAUGCCACUGUAUGUACUGGGGUGGCAGCGUGAAGCGGAAACUCUGCGGGUGCCGAUGCUUGAGAAGAUUGAGUUCUCGCGCGGCUGGCGCAACCUUCCGGCGAGUUUACGCCUUGAGGUCCAUAGUAAGGAGCCGAUGCAGGUUUACUCGGCUCUGGUCGAAUUUCAUGCUAGGUUUACGGGGCUAAGAUGGGUCAUGUACAACUGGAGGAUCUUAUCGUUCUUGGUCUUCAGUUUUGGUUUCUGGAGCGUCUCCAUGGUCUCUUCAAGCAUUGCAUGGCUUGUCCUGGCUUCGUUGUGGAGCACGAAGCCAAGGAAUCAGACAAAUCUCAAGCAAGAGGCUCGCGGGGAGACCCCAAUAAAAGAGGAAUAUGAUGACGAGGCGGCGGAUAUUUCUGCUCUUGACUCGCCUUCUGACUCACACUCUCCGAAGCACCAGCCGACGAGUAGGAUUAAAAAGGAAGAAGACUUUGAAGAGGAGACGAAGCCCUCUUAUACCAGCGACACAGACGAAGGAAGCCAUGGUCCUGGUGGUAGAAGAGACUUUUGGCCUUCUGAGAGUGGCGCAGGGACUGGCAUAGAGAGCGCAGAGGCGAGGGGUAUGCAGCGGCGCCGUAGCCGUUUAUUUAGGGAAGGCCACUCAUAG
Molecule: messenger RNA, 1167 nt
Organism: Aspergillus lentulus
Lineage: Eukaryota; Fungi; Ascomycota; Eurotiomycetes; Eurotiales; Aspergillaceae
Product: putative tubulin--tyrosine ligase PBY1
Biological process (GO): protein modification process; lipid storage
Cellular component (GO): P-body
Molecular function (GO): hydrolase activity
Source: RefSeq, a predicted model, not a curated record